AUGGGAAGAUAUUCAAAAAUCAAACAAUCUUAAAAAGACUUAGAAGGGAAAAAUGAUUCAAAAAUUUAGUCAAAUAAGUUAUAAAAAUGUAUAACCAAAAUUAGAAAAUCAGAAAUAGGUAAACCCUCUUUUUUGAACUCUAUAAGCCUUCAAAUACCAAAUAUUUGGAGUUCUAAUUAUAUAUUAGUAAAUAUUGUAAGUUUUUUUAUUGACGAAGGAAGGCAUUUCUUACUUCAUCUUGCUGGAGCAAAACGAAAAUCAGAAAAGGAAAAAGAUAUAUUAAAAAAAUAGUAACAGUUAAAAAAACAGAUUGAAAUAGUAUAAAAAAAACCUCUAUUUGAAUUUUUGGAAUCUUUUUCUAUAAAUUAAUUAGGAAUGCCUAAAAGAAACAAGAAAAAAGAAAGGAUUGUUGUUUUUUUCUUGAGAAGCAACAUGAAUUUCGAUUUAAAGGUUAAUUAUUCAAUUAAAUUAUCUUAAUUAAAUGAAAAAUGGGCUUAGAUUUUAAAAAAAAUUAAAUUUUUAUUUGAUGAAAAAUUUUAUAAAGAAUUGAUUGAAAUUUUAGAUUUAUUAUAAAAACAUGAGAAUAGAAUAGGAUUUAUAGCUGAUGUGUUAAUAGAUAAAUUGGAAAGAAGUAAUUGUUUAGAAAACAUUUAAGUGAUAUUUAAAAAUCUUUUGAUACAAAUUAUAAAAGAGCAUCAAGAUGAAUUACUAAAUCAUAUUUAACUUUAUUAACGUUAACCAGAUUAUAUUUUAGAAGUUUACAAAAAAUAGAUAAAACUUUAUCGACAUAGAAUUAUAAACUUUAUCUUUAAUUUGAGAUGUCUAUUUGAUAAUUAUAAUUAUGAUUAAGUUUAAAAUUUAAUGUACCAAUAAUAAGUGAGAGAAUUCUUUGAAGCAGAGGAUUAGAAUUAUAAAAUAUUUGAUUAAGAUAUUGAAAUCUAUUAAUAUGAUUAUUGA
Messenger RNA from Paramecium sonneborni, 957 nucleotides. Lineage: Eukaryota; Ciliophora; Oligohymenophorea; Peniculida; Parameciidae. The record is from the annotation of a GenBank genome assembly.